Messenger RNA from Colius striatus (speckled mousebird), 1803 nucleotides. RefSeq names its product peroxisomal biogenesis factor 16 (gene PEX16). The record is from RefSeq and is a predicted model, not a curated record. The transcript has 11 exons. Gene Ontology annotation, cellular component: peroxisomal membrane. NCBI's taxonomy places the organism in Eukaryota, Metazoa, Chordata, Aves, Coliiformes, Coliidae. Bases 16 to 1089 code for a protein of 357 amino acids. Gene Ontology annotation, biological process: peroxisome organization.
GGGGCCGCGGGAGCCAUGGCGGCGGCGGUGGGUCCGGCCCUGGCGUCGGUGUCGGUGCCGUCGGGCGGCCCGGCGGCGCGGCUGCGGCUGCUGUGCCAGCGCUACCAGGACUACGUGAGGCGGCACCCGGCCGCCACGGCGCAGCUGGAGGGCACGGUGCGCGGCCUGUCCUACCUGCUGCCAGGUCGCUUCUCGGACUCGCACGCCCUGUCGGAGCUGGUGUACUCUGCCUCCAACCUCCUGGUGCUGUUAAACGACUGGAUUCUCCGGAAGGAGCUGCAGCAGAGCCUGCCCGUGUCUCUGCCCCAGCAGAAGCUGCUGACCUGGCUGAGUGUGCUGGAAUGUGUGGAGGUCUUUGCAGAGAUGGGCACAGCCAGGGUGUGGGGGGAGCUGGGCCGCUGGACCAUCAUUGUCCUCAUCCAGCUGGCCAAAGCCAUCCUUCGCCUCCUGCUCCUGCUGUGGUACAAAGCUGGCAUCCAGACAUCUCCUCCCAUCGUGCCACUCAACAGGGAGCAGCAGCAGCCUCUGCACCCCCAAGACCCUGAGGACAGCUGCUCAGGGAAGGCCCAGACCUACGUUGGCAGACGUUCCAGCCGCGUCGUGCGCUCGCUCCAGAGCACCCCGGCGCUGCAAUCCCGGCACUGGGGCUCCCCCCAGCAGAGGGAGGAGUCUCAGAACCGCCGGGCUGAGGAGAUGAAGCAGCCUCCCACGCCUCUGGGUCUGCAGGAAACCAUCGCUGAAUCCCUCUACAUCACCCGCCCCCUGCUCCACCUAUUGAGUUUAGGAGUGUGGGGCCAGAGAUCUUGGAAGCCCUGGCUCCUCUCAGCAGUUCUGGACAUCUCAAGCCUGAGCUUGCUGAGUGAUCUGAAAGACCUCAACAGGCGAGAGCGAGCGGAGCUGCGGCGCCGGACCCUCCUGCUGCUCUACUACCUGCUGAGAUCUCCCUUCUACGACCGAUACUCGGAGGGCAGGAUCCUCCUCCUCCUGCGUCUGCUGGCUGAUUACGUGCCUGGAGUUGGCUUUGUCACACGACCACUGAUGGAUUACUUGCCUGCUUGGCAGAAAAUCUAUUUCUAUAACUGGGGCUGAUGUGAAGAUGAUUGCUCUCUGCUAAGAUCAUGGCUGGACAUUCCCAAGGAGGACGAGCAGGCUGGGGGAGGGAUGUUCAUUUUCAGUUCAAGGCUCAGGGAGCAGCUCUGCAGGGUGGGGAGGGGGGUGGAUCUCAGGUCUUUUUAACAGGUCUGGCUCUGACUGAUGGACAUUACAUACAUGCAGAGACCCUGGCCACCUCUUUCUCUGGACCUUUCCAUGGCUGCAGCCAUGGUGAUAGGACAACCUCUGGUUUUUAAGCACUUGGUUUGUCUCCUUUUUGUACCAGCUGAACUGUAAGGAAGCCCAGCAGGGUGGUGGGUUGUGGGAGAGAGUGUUAGUCUCCCUCCUCCUGAUAUUGAGGCUGUCCUGCAGCCUCUACCCUUGGGCAGUGCCCAGCCCCUGGGGGUGGAACAAAUAAACCCACUGCCUGGAAAGAACCUGCCCCAAGGCCUUUGCCUGGGGCUCCUCGUGUAGCUGGGGGAGCAGCUUCUCCAGGUGUUUCAGCCUGGGAUCUGCCAUCCCUCAGCAGCCUUCUGCUCCAGCCUGGCUCAGGCAGGCCCCUACACCUCGCUGAAGCUGCAGAGCUGCAGCUUGCUGGCUAAAAGAGCUGGCCAGGCAGUGCUCAGGGGCUUGGCUGAGGAGGAGGAAGGAAGAGAUGAAGUCAGCAAAUCCUGUUACACCACAAAUAAAGAGCCCAGGAGAGGCCUGAUA